AGUCAAUGCAGAAACUUCACGUCGCUCAAGCGCUUGAGAGUAGUAACGUAUAAACAAUUAUUGUUCAUUAUACCUAGUUAAAUUGGGAAAUAAAUAAAGAAGACAGAAAUUGAAAAUUGACAAGCAAACUCAUUGAUAAAAUUAAAGUUUUAAACAUAUAGAGGAAAAAAAAUGAUUGACGGACAAACAGGUGUUUAGAGAAACUGGAAAAAACUGUUUUUACAAACAACAACUGUCCGACAUUUAUAGCGAAGAAAAUGCAGAAUAAUCAUCUCUCUGAGUCCGAUGAUUCGGAACGGGAUAGAAGGAGAGGAUACCUUUCUAGAAUGGAUACAGAGGUUCGCUCUAUAGAAUUCUGGAGAGCAGUUAUAAGCGAAUGUAUUGCAACGUUUUUCUACACCUUUUUUGUGUGCUUUAGUACUUUAUGGACUAAAGAGGAAGAUAGGGACGAUUGUUCAGUUUUAUACAUUUCAUUAGCCGCCGGCUUAUGUAUGAUGAUGCUUCUUCAAUGCUUCGGUCAUGUAUCUGGCGGUCAUUUUAACCCAGCCGUAACGCUCCCGAUGGUUUGUACUGGGAAGAUAACGAUUCUGAGGGGAAUCUGUUACAUAAUCUCUCAAUGUGGGGGUGCUAUCGCCGGCGCGGCCGCUUUAUACGGAAUUACGCCAGCGGAUCGGAGAGGUCAACUGGGCAUGAAUGGAUUAGCGGAGGGUAUCGGUAGAGCUCAGGGAUUCGGUUUGGAGCUAAUGCUCACUUUUAUAACGGUUUUCACGCUAUUUGCAACCGUUGCGCCUGAGAGAAAGAUGGCUGGAAGUCCGGCUCUGGCUAUUGGAUUAUCUGUGACGGCUGCCCAUCUUGUAGGCGUAAGAAUGACUGGAUGUGCAAUUAAUCCAGCAAGAUGCCUCGGGCCGGCAUUUAUUAUGAAUAAAUGGAAUUUACAAUGGCUCUACUGGGCGGCAGCAAUGGCUGGUGGAUUAAUUUCCGGUCUACUGUACGAAUAUAUUUUCGACCCUUAUAAAAAACCUUGUAAUAAUGCGAAGAGUAGGACAAAUAUAAAAAUGGAUCAAUUAGAUACGUCCAGCGCCAUCUGUAACGGGUCCAGGAGAAGGAAAGAGUAUACUAGGGUUGGAACAGGAUGCUCGACAAAUGAUGACUUAAUUCCAGAGACAUGGUGUAGAUCCCUAGUAAGAGAAACAAGUAGCGCCACCCAAUUAACUAGGGCAACUUCAAUUGUUAGCGGGAAGAUGAACAUGCCUACAUCAGAGAUUCGAUGAGAAAGAAAAAGAAAAAAUAGAACUGUACCGAACGAACGACAUACAAGAUAGAAGAUAGAGGAAAGAAGAUGAUAAAAAUAGAACAAGAAAAAGAAAACAACAAUAGAAAUAAGAACUAUUCCAUUUAAUUUUCAACCGCUUUUAUUUAUUUUUCUUUACUAUAUUUUUAUUUAAACUGUAACGAAGAUAAAGAAGCAAAAUAAGAAGAAGAAGAAGAAGAAGAAGAAGAAGAAGAAGAAGAAAGGAGAGAUAAGAGAAAAUAGUCUUAAGAUGUCUUUUUUUGUGAUUUUUACGAUAAGGAUAACGAUAAUGAAUGAAUGAAAGAUCUCAUAAAAUAUUCUUUUUUUUUCCUACUAUUUUACAUACCGAAUAAGAAAAUGUGUACAUAAAUAGACAAGUUUCAUGUUUACAAAAGGAAACAUCUGCUCCUUUAUUUUUUAUUUAGAUAAAAAUUUGUCUAAUACAUUCAUACAGAGAAAGAAG
Dimorphilus gyrociliatus is the source of this 1754-nucleotide messenger RNA. The record is from the annotation of a GenBank genome assembly. NCBI's taxonomy places the organism in Eukaryota, Metazoa, Annelida, Polychaeta, Dinophilidae.